AUGGCGGACGAGAAACCGCAUGCUACAGAGACAGCCAUCACCCUUCCCGCGGGCGAUGUCGAAACCCAAGGCUUCGAUGCAUCCGCUACGAAGAAACUGCUCCGAAAACUCGACUGGCACAUUAUCCCCUUCAUGUCGCUAAUCUACCUUUUAUGUUUCCUCGACCGCACCAACAUCGGAAACGCGCGCCUCGACCACCUCGAAUCCGACCUGCACCUGUCCGGUAUCCAAUACAACGACUGCCUCGCCAUCCUCUUCCCCUUCUACAUCGCCGCAGAGAUCCCUUCCAACAUGAUGAUGAAGCGCACGCGCCCGAGUAUCUGGCUCACGUUUAUCAUGUUCUUUUGGUCGCUGGCGAUGGUUUGUCAGGGCUUCGUGAAGAAUUACCAGGGGUUGAUGGCGACCAGGGUGUUUUUGGGCGUGUUUGAGGGGGGUUUGUUUCCGGGAGUGAAUUAUUAUAUUACGCAGUGGUAUGUGCGGAAUGAGUGUGGGUUCCGCAUGGCGCUAUUCUUCUCAGCAGCGACGCUUGCGGGGGCUUUUGGGGGCAUUCUAGCAAGAGGUAUUGCGGAGAUGAAUGGGGUUGGGGGGAGGUCUGCUUGGUCGUGGAUUUUCAUUCUAGAGGGGAUCUUGAGUGUGCUUGUGUCGAUGGUUGCGUAUUGGUGCAUUUACGAUUAUCCGGCUACAGCACGCUUCCUCACGACCCCGGAACGCACCGAAGUCCAACGCCGCCUCCUCGCCGACCAAGGCCACCUCUCCAACGACUUUGACAUGAAGUAUGUCUGGCAAGCGCUAACCGACUGGAAGAUCUAUAUUUUCAUGCUAAUCUGCAUGGCUGGCUUCUGCCCCAUCUACUCCUUCGCGCUGUUCCUCCCAACGAUCAUCAAGAACAUGGGCUACACCGCCAACGACGCCCAACUAAUGUCCGUCCCUCCCUACAUCUUCGCCUGCAUAUUCACCAUCGCCGCAUCUUGGUAUGCCGAUCGUAUCCGCCAGCGCGGCAUCUUCCUGCUCGGUUUCCAGCUCAUCGCCAUCGCGGGCUUCAGCAUAUUGAUCGCCACGCCCAAACCCUCAGUACAAUAUGCCGGCACAGUGUUAGCAGCUAUUGGCAUCUACCCGCAAAUCCCCUUGGGCAUGGCGUGGAAUAGCGGGAACAUUGGAGGCAGUCUGAAGCGUGGCACGGGCAUUGCGAUGCAGGUCAUGGGCGGAAAUUGUGGGGGGAUUAUUGCGAGUUAUGUUUAUUUGAGUAGGGAUGGGCCGCGCUUUAGGGUUGGGCAUGGGAUUUUGAUUGGGGUUGUUAGGUGA
This is a messenger RNA of Parastagonospora nodorum SN15, 1302 nucleotides long. RefSeq lists its product as hypothetical. The record is from RefSeq and is a predicted model, not a curated record. Gene Ontology annotation, biological process: transmembrane transport. Gene Ontology annotation, cellular component: membrane. Gene Ontology annotation, molecular function: transmembrane transporter activity. Bases 1 to 1302 code for a protein of 433 amino acids. The transcript is spliced from 5 exons. Lineage: Eukaryota; Fungi; Ascomycota; Dothideomycetes; Pleosporales; Phaeosphaeriaceae.